This is a messenger RNA of Larimichthys crocea (large yellow croaker), 1572 nucleotides long. RefSeq names its product serine/threonine-protein phosphatase PP1-beta catalytic subunit. The transcript has 8 exons. Bases 82 to 1065 code for a protein of 327 amino acids. Lineage: Eukaryota; Metazoa; Chordata; Actinopteri; Sciaenidae. The record is from RefSeq and is a predicted model, not a curated record. Gene Ontology annotation, cellular component: cytoplasm; nucleus. Gene Ontology annotation, molecular function: protein serine/threonine phosphatase activity.
UAGUUUUCUUGACGACAGCGCCUCCUGGUGUCCGCGGGCGGGACUCGAACCUGCCAACACUUGUACCACAUCAGUUUGAAGAUGGCGGAGGGUGAAUUGAACGUGGACAGCCUCAUCUCUCGGCUCCUGGAAGUACGAGGAUGUCGCCCAGGCAAGAUAGUCCAGAUGACGGAGGCAGAGGUGCGGGGCCUCUGUAUCAAAUCCAGGGAGAUCUUCCUCAGCCAGCCCAUCCUGCUGGAGCUUGAGGCGCCCCUGAAGAUCUGUGGUGAUAUCCAUGGGCAGUACACAGAUCUACUGAGGCUGUUUGAGUAUGGUGGCUUCCCCCCAGAGGCGAACUACCUUUUCCUGGGCGACUACGUGGACAGAGGGAAACAGUCCCUGGAAACCAUCUGCCUUCUGUUGGCCUACAAGAUUAAAUACCCAGAGAACUUUUUCCUGCUCAGGGGCAACCAUGAGUGUGCUUCCAUCAACCGCAUCUACGGUUUCUACGAUGAGUGCAAGCGCAGGUUCAACAUUAAGCUGUGGAAGACCUUCACCGACUGUUUUAACUGCCUCCCCAUUGCCGCUAUCAUUGAUGAGAAGAUCUUCUGCUGCCACGGAGGGCUAUCGCCUGAUUUGCAGUCGAUGGAGCAGAUUCGCAGGAUCAUGAGGCCAACAGACGUGCCUGAUACAGGCCUGCUGUGUGACCUGUUGUGGUCCGACCCAGAUAAGGAUGUACAAGGUUGGGGAGAGAACGACCGCGGGGUCUCCUUCACCUUUGGGGCAGAUGUGGUCAGCAAGUUCCUAAACCGCCAUGACCUGGACCUCAUCUGCAGAGCCCACCAGGUUGUGGAGGAUGGAUACGAGUUCUUUGCCAAACGCCAACUGGUCACACUUUUCUCUGCUCCAAACUACUGCGGGGAGUUCGACAACGCAGGCGGCAUGAUGAGCGUCGACGAAUCCCUCAUGUGCUCCUUCCAGAUCCUAAAGCCCUCAGAGAAGAAGGCCAAGUACCAGUAUGGUGGUGUAAAUUCUGGUCGGCCUGUCACCCCACCCCGCACCGCCCAAGCCCCCAAGAAGAGGUGAACGUACAGCCUUGGCUCUCCCCCCUUCCUCCUUCUCACCUUGUCCGUCCCUAGUCUGCCAUCACGGCAACCCCUGUAACUCCCCUGUAUAGUGAAGAUACAGGGCUUAUCUAAUUGCCCGAAUCUUUCUCUUCCUCUUUCUUUCCCACUCACCCACCCUCUCCCCAACUCCACUGACAGCUCUUUUCUUAAUGUGUAUGUGUACAUAAAUUUGCUGUGACCAAUCUGGGUUUUUUGUUUUUUUGCCUGUUUGUUGGUAUUUUUGAUAUUAUUAACAGAUAAUCUUUUUUUUUGUGGUUUUACUUCCGAUGCCAUUCGAGGUUCUGUGUCGCGAAAAGAAGCGCCUUCUCUGUGAGGAGAGGCAAAGUGACCGAGUCAGACGAAUCCUUUUUCAGUCUAACCAAAACAACAGUACAGAUUAAACAUUGUUUUGCCUUGACCUCUCAAAAAGCGGAGAGAAUCCUUCCAAUGCAUAUUUUAAUGAGACUGAGGUUUUCGUGCAAUGCAA